This is a messenger RNA of Alligator mississippiensis (American alligator), 6349 nucleotides long. RefSeq names its product BCL6 corepressor (gene BCOR). The transcript is spliced from 15 exons. NCBI's taxonomy places the organism in Eukaryota, Metazoa, Chordata, Crocodylia, Alligatoridae. Bases 190 to 5502 code for a protein of 1770 amino acids. Gene Ontology annotation, biological process: negative regulation of transcription by RNA polymerase II. Gene Ontology annotation, molecular function: transcription corepressor activity; protein binding. Gene Ontology annotation, cellular component: nucleus. The record is from RefSeq and is a predicted model, not a curated record.
GGGGGCUGGGAGCUCGGGGAAGCAAUAGGCAGAGGACCAAGUUUAAUAUUUCGCUGCCGGCGCGCCGGCCAUUUGCUGCAUAAUGAGGAGCCGCUUUCGUCUCCCGAGAGAAUCGCCUUCAUGCUGGCUCCUCUCGGUGCUGAAGCUAAAACCGUCCAGAGAAAAGAGAGGCGAUCUUAAGGAGACGUCAUGCUUUCUGCAACCCCCCUGUAUGGCAACGUUCAUAGCUGGAUGAGCAAUGAGAGGGUCCGCAUGUGUGGGAUUAAUGAAGACAGGAAAAUUCCAGUAAAUGAUGGCGAGGCUCCGAAAAGCAGACUGGAAUUGAGAGAAGAAAAUCACCUGAAUCACAGUGUGGUGGAUGCAACCACAGCACAUCGCAUUGACAGUCUCGCAGCCCUGAGCAUGGAGAGGUCUGGACUUAUGCGGGAAGGACUUAGAGUCCCUGGUAGUAUUGUCUAUUCUAGCUUAUGUGGACUUGGCUCAGAAAAAGCACGGGAUGCUACAAGUUCUAUAGCUGGUCUUGGAUUUACUCCUGAAAGAAAUCCAGAGAUGCAAUUCAAAUCCAAUCCCUCUGAAGCAGUUGAAAAUGCAGCUGUCCCCGGAAAAGCCCCAAAUGGCUUCAGUGCUAUAUACAAAACGCCACCUGGAAUACAAAAAAAUUCUGUUCCAACAGGGGAAACUCUAGGCUUGGACAGAACUUCAACUGACAAACAAAGUCCUCUUAAUGUCAAUGGUGCUAGUUACCUACGGCUACCCUGGGUAAAUCCUUAUAUGGAGGGUGCAACACCCGCUAUUUAUCCUUUUCUUGACUCGCCAAAUAAGUAUUCGUUGAACAUGUACAAGGCAUUGCUACCUCAGCAGUCCACUUACAGCUUACCACAGCAUCUGACUUACUCACCUGUAUGUACAAAUGGUGAACGCUUUUUAUACCUGCCGCCUUCUCACUACGUUACCCCCCACAUUCCGUCGUCAUUAGCUUCACCCUUGAGGCUCUCAGUCACUUCAGCAUCUCCAGCAAUUCCCCCUCUUGUACACUGUCCGGAUAAAAGCUUGUCUUGGAAGAUGGGAGUCAGUCCUGGAAAUCCUGUUGACUCGCACACCUAUCCACAUAUUCAGAGCAGCAAACAGCCCAGAGUUCCGUCAGCAAAGUCGGCAGCUAGCAAUAUGUCAACAGAUCCUCCCGGUCUCUUGUUGUCUCAUUCACCGAGACAGUCAUCCAGAGUUCCUCUGGUAACGCAAGUCGGGGAUGCCUACUCAGAAUUUCACAAACACUUUCCCAGAAUUACAACAUCUCCUUCUUCUUCUUCUUCAGUGACGCUCCCAAAGCCAUACAUGAAUGUAAGUAAUGAAUUUCCUCCCUCAAGACUGCCCAAUGGAAAACUUCCCAAAACAAAUGACACUGGUGAAAUUUCCCAGCCAGCUGCGCCACACGUAAGGAAAACAGGUCAUGACAGAAAGGACAGCAGGUCACCUCCGCUCCUAGAAAAACAGACUACUACCAAAGAUGUCAUUGACAAACCACUGGACUUGUCAUCAAAAGUUGUUGAUGCAGAGACAACCAAAUCUGAUCACGUUAAAAAAAUGGCACCGACGGUGUUAGUUCACAGCAGGGCUGGAAGUGGGUUAGUUUUACCUGGAAGUGAUGUUCAGAAAGAAACUAUUUCACCUUCUGGGAAUGGCUGUCCUAUCUACAGGCCUGAAAUCAUUAGCACUGCACCCUCUUCCUGGAUUGUUCCUGGUCCAGGUCCCAAUGAAGAUACAGGAGGUAAAAACGUGCAGCUGAAAAACAAAGCAUUGGACUGGGUGAUCCCACAGCAGCGCAGCUCUUCUUGCCCAAGGAUGGGAGGCACGGAAGCUGUAGUCAAUAACAUUUCAGGGUCUGUUGUCAGUGGAGGUCGGCCGGCAUCUGCUUCACCAGCUCCAAAUGCUAAUGUGGACUGCGCCAAAUCAAAUAGGAGCUCUAUAGAAAGUACUGCAUCUGUCAUACAACAUAUAGGGCAGCCUAUAGCAACAUUUGCAAAGCAUAACAAUAAAGCAGCUAAAUCCAAUGGCCAAGAAACCAGUUUCAAAGCAAAUGAGACUGCCCUUACAGCGAGUUCCAUAUUUUUACCACCGAAUGAGGCUUUCCGAUCGCCGCCACUGCCCUAUCCAAGAAGUUAUCUCCCGUAUCCCGUACCAGAGGGCAUCGCUAUCAGCCCAUUAUCUUUACAUGGGAAAGGACCCGUGUAUCCUCAUCCAGUUUUAUUACCCAAUGGCAGUCUCUUUCCUGGACAUCUGGCACCAAAACCUGGCAUUCCAUACAGCCUGCCAGCUAGUAGGGGGGAGUUUAUGACCUAUCAGGAUGCACUGGGGAUGGGGAUGGUACAUCCUAUGUUGCUACAGCAUUCCGCUCUGGACAUAAAUAAGGAUGAGAAAUCAGAAAGGAGGUCUAGAUCACAUGAAAGGCUCCGCUAUGAGGACGCGGCUAUAAGAAACCGAUUGCCAGAGGUCCUGGAGCCUAGCACCAAGAUCCAUUUUGAAGUACCUAAUGAUAAGAACAUGAAGUCACACCAAAGUUCAGGUCAUAAUAAAAAUGCUGCCAAAAGUGACAAACACCUCUUUUCAGAUCUUCUGCGAGAGGAGCAGGAUGCUAAAAGUGAAACAAAUUUAACAAAAUCUGGCUUUGCUACUGAAAGCAGUAAUCAGGUUAAUGACCCCGCAAAGCACAAGGUAGACCAAGCGACACAGCACAGAGAUUUUCUUGUAAUGCGAGAGGAGUUUGGAAGGAAUAAUGAUCUCCAUGAAACCUAUAAUAUUAAACAGGCCCAUAGUUCACCACUGUUUGGUUUAAGGAAAGAGGAUAUGUCGGUAAGCCAAAAUAAAGAGAGGUUAACAGUUCAGCCUCCCUCUGCUUUCUUGGAGACUACCCAGGGGAAUGAGGGCCCACCUAUGUCUUUUGGCAAAGUGCAGGAUGAUGCAAAACAAUUUGGCAUGGGGAAUACGCAGGCGAAUAUUGAAGUUAAUCAGACAUAUACCAAAGAUGGAACUGAUGAUGUAGAAUCUACUGAUGGCAAAAUCUUGAAACCCAAGCCAUCUAAAUUGGCAAAAAGAAUCGCAAACUCUGCUGGUUAUGUAGGUGAUCGAUUCAAGUGUGUUACGACCGAACUGUACGCUGAUUCUAGUCAACUCAGCCGAGAACAGCGGGCACUGCAGAUGGAAGGAUUACAAGAGGACAGUAUUUUAUGUCUACCUGCUGCUUACUGUGAGCGUGCAAUGAUGCGCUUCUCAGAGUUGGAGAUGAAAGAGAGAGAAGGCCAAACAGCAACCAAAGACUCAGAGGUCUGCAGAUACAGCCAGGCAGACUGGGAAAACUUGAAAGGAAAUAAUGAAAAGAAGCCAAAGUCUGUCACUCUGGAAGAUGCCAUUGCUGACCAAAAUGACAAUGAUAGAUGUGAUUUUAAUAGUGACGUAAACAACCAAGGUCAUUUUCUUGAAACUUCAGAGGAAAAAGAUUCUCAAAUUGAGAAAUGUUAUUUGGAGAGACAUUCCGUAUAUGAAAAGGCAGAAGAUCCAUUACCAGAAAAUAUCAGUCAGCAUGCAUGUCCACGUCUGGAGAGAAAGCGUAGACACUCUGGUGAGAAAGUGCAGGAUGAUGGCAGCCCAGGUGAAAACUUUGUGGAUGAACUGCAAGAUGAAGCUGUAUCAAAGGCAAAAAAGAGAAAGAACUCCAAAGAUGACUGGCCUGAGAGGGAAAUGACAAACAAUUCCUCUAACCACUUAGAAGAGCCCAAUUGUAAUGAGGUGACCAACCUGAAGGUGUGCAUUGAAUUAACAGGGCUCCAUCCCAAAAAGCAGCGUCACCUGCAGCAUCUUAGGGAACUAUGGGAGCAGCAGGUGUCACCAGAGAGAUCCCCGUCCGGCAAGUUGGGCCGGCAAAGCAGGAAAGAUUUAGCUGAGGCUGUUCAGCCAGAGGCCACUGCAAAGGUCAAAGACUGCACAGAAGAAAGGCACACCAAGAAAAGGUCAGAGGUCAAAAGCAAUAGAAGUUGGUCUGAAGAGUCCCUCAAAACAAGUGACAAUGAACAAGGCUUGCCUCUCUUCCCGGUGUCUCCGCACAUGAAGGGCCUGUCUUCUCCCAGUGCAAACAGCAAAAGGCAGACUCAGCCAAGCUCCACUCCAGCCCUGAGGUUGGCUGCCAAACAGCAGAAAAUUAAAGAGAGCCGGAAGACAGAUGGGCUGUGCACAGAAGAGGAGGAGGAUUUCCAAGCUGCAUCUCUGCUGCAGAAAUACAGAGAGUGUGAGAAGCCAUCAGGGAAACGUCAGUGUAAAACAAAACACUUGGCACUACAGGAGAGGAGAAGGAGGUCAUCCCUGACAGGGGAUGACACUACAGAUAUUGAAAAUGCUGAAGAUAAGGUCAUGGUAACAAGAAAAUUCAGAAAGCGACCAGAGCCUACUUCAGACUGUGACUCCUCACCAGCCAAAUCACAUGAGCAGAAGCUGUAUGAUCGCCUGCAGCAGACUCCCUCAUUAUUACCUGUCUCUCAGCCCUCGCAGCUGCAGAUUGCAAGCCCCCCUCAGGAGACCACCCCAAGUCGUCCCAUGCCGCCUGAAGCGCGAAGGCUUAUUGUCAAUAAGAAUGCUGGGGAAACUCUUCUGCAAAGGGCAGCUCGUCUGGGAUAUGAGGAAGUGGUACUCUAUUGUUUGGAAAACAAGGUCUGUGAUGUAAAUCAUCGUGACAAUGCAGGUUAUUGUGCCCUGCAUGAGGCCUGUGCCAGAGGCUGGCUGAGCAUCGUGCGACAUCUCCUCGAGUACGGGGCUGACGUUAACUGCAGCGCUCAGGAUGGAACCAGGCCUAUCCAUGAUGCAGUGGAAAACGAUCAUUUAGAAAUUGUCCGCUUGCUACUUUCUUAUGGCGCUGAUCCAACACUUGCUACAUACUCAGGUAGAACCAUUGUGAAAAUGACACACAGUGAGCUAAUGGAAACAUUUCUGACAGAGUAUUUAACUGACCUGCAAGGUCGAAGUGUUGAUGACCCUGGUUUGUACUGGGAUUUCCAUGGCAGCUCUGUGUGUGAUCCAAAAGAUGAAUCUGGAUUUGACAUCUUGGCAAACCCCCCAGGUGCAAGUGAUGAGGAUGAAGAUGGCUUUAGCGAUGUUUUUGAAUUUGAAUUUUCAGAUGGGCCUCUCUUGCCAUGUUACAACAUUCAAGUGUCUCUUUCUCAGGGACCACGGAACUGGCUACUGCUCUCCGACGUGGUAAAGAGGCUGAAAAUGUCAUCUCGCAUAUUCCGUUGCAACUUCCCUAAGCUGGAAGUUGUCACAAUCACAGAGGCAGAGUUUUACAAACAGGUUUCUUUAAGUCAGUUGUUCUCUUGCGCUGAGGACCUUGGAGCUUUUAAUGCAGAAAGCAAGGAACUGUUGGACUUAGUAGAGUUUACGAAUGAUCUUAAGACUUUGCUUGGAUCCUCACUUGAGUGGGUGCAUCCAGUUGAUGACCAUCCCUUGGAUAUUCAUUGGUGAACCACCAGGCCACUUAAUGUACAGUAUCUUAUAAAGUUAAUUCUUUAUGUAUAUGUGUUUAAAAUGCAAUUGUUUCUGUAAAGAAAGGACACUAUUAAAUAUGAAAAUAUCUUUCCUUUAUAUAAGAGAACUGAAUUCCAGUUGGAUGGAUUUUGGAAGAUUUUUUUUUUUAAACUUUAAUCGGUUUUUACAAAGUUGUUAUAUAAAUGUUUCUUUAAAUGCACACAGGCUUUGGGAUAAGUUUGUUUUUACUUGGAACACAUUUUUAAAAAAAAAACCACAAAAAGAACACACCCACACAUUGACUUUGUUUCAUACAAAGCACUGAUUACACAGAACAUACUUUUAUAGGUGAUGUGAUCAAAGUCAUGUGGCUUGUUUGGGAGAUAGAAUUUGGUAAGGCACUUCAUGAUAUUAUUUUUGUUUUUUUGUUUACAGAAUUACCUGCUUUGGCCAGGUAAGCACUAUUGAAUAUAAUUCAGUAGUUUGUAAUAUAAAUUAAAACCCAUAUCCAUACACAUCAACUAAUUGUAUGAACUUUUGUAUCCUAAUUUAAAAGCUGUGAAAUUUAGUUUUCACGCAUCAAACCGGAUUGUUUAUAUAUGUUUAAACAUUUUAUGCUCUUUAUUUAAAGAAGACUUUGAACUAUUUUUUCUGUACCUUGUAAGAUAUUGAAAAACUAACAUAUGUUGAAGUUGCUUGAAACUGUACAUAAACUAAAAUUUUUGAAUUGUGUGUUUUAUGUUUGAGAUCUGUGUUUUAACUUUGUAAGUAAAUUCUCCUGCCUUUGUAUUUAUAUUUUACAAAAAUUUUCUUAAAGGCAAUAAAACUGUUGAGAAAUGAAGAA